AAUGCAUCAGUUCACCCGACGAAAUACCUGAUUCACGUUUUCUCUCUGUUUUCUCCCUACCUCUCAACCAUAGUGCGAACUAGAAGAGAGAGAGGACUUCUCCGGCUUGGGACGCCAAAAAAUGUCUCCCCCAUCUGUCUGAUCUCCAUCCCAAUUCCCUUCCAAAACCACCGAUCGGACGGCCGGCGAUGGAGGGCAGCAUCAUGGACUCUCUGGGCGUGGAGAUCAUCGGCGUGAUGUCCCCCGUCUCCAUCUGCAUGCUCCUCGUCGUCCUCAUCGUCUCUUUCCUCUCUCCCCCUCCGUCCGCCGCCGUUGCGCCUCCCGUCACCGCCGCCACCCUCGUUUACCUGGAGUCCCCCUCCGACUCCCCCGCCCAGAAGCUCGAGGGCGCCCUCCUCAAUGCCGCCGUCUUCGUUGCCCUCGUCGCCGCCGUCACCUUCCUCCUCGUCGUCCUCUACUACUACAACUUUACCGGCUUCCUCAAGAACUACAUGCGCUUCUCUGCCUUCUUCGUCCUGGCCUCCAUGGGCGGUCCCAUCCUCCUUUCCCUCCUCCGCCGCCUCGCCCUCCCCGUCGACGCCCCCACCUGCCUCCUCCUCCUCUUCAACUUCGCCGCCGUCGGCGUCCUCGCCGUCUUCUCCCCUGCUGUCCCCAUCCUCCUCCGCCAGGCCUACACCGUCUCCCUCGGCGUCAUCGUCGCCGCCUGGCUUACCAAGCUCCCCGAGUGGACCACCUGGUCCCUCCUCAUCGCCCUCGCCCUCUACGACGCCGUCGCCGUCCUCUCCCCCCGCGGCCCCCUCCGCAUCCUCGUGGACCUUGCCUCCUCCCGCGACGACGACCUCCCCGCCCUCGUCUAUGAGGCCCGCCCCACCGUCGCCCCCUCCUCCUCCUCCUCCUCUUCCUGUCGCCCAUCCCCUCCCGCUUCCGCCACUGCGUCCUUUGGCUCUGUCGAGCUCCAGCCAAUCGAUCCCCCUCCUGCCGAUCACCGCCCAGUUCUCAGCGCCCCGGACUCCAAUUCAGAUCAUGCCGUCAUUGAAAUUGAGAAUCUUGAUGAGGAGAGGUCCCCUUUGAUGCCAUCCACUGGAUCAUCUACUGGAGGCGAUGAGCCGCAGCAGCGGCCGCAGAGUGCUGCCAGGACCGGGAUGAGGACUCGUUCUUCUUCCCCUUCUCCGUCUUCUCCUUCAUCGGAUAUUGAGAUGUUUGAGACGACGAGGGGCAUCAGGCUCGGCCUCGGCGACUUUGUCUUCUACAGUGUUCUUGUGGGCAGGGCGGCGAUGUAUGAUCUGAUGACUGUGUAUGCUUGUUAUCUGGCGAUUAUUUCAGGGCUUGGAUGCACCCUCAUCUUGCUGUCGGUUUGCCGGCAGGCACUGCCUGCUCUGCCGAUCUCAAUCACACUGGGUGUGGCGUUCUACUUCUUGACUCGGUUGCUGAUGGAGCCGUUUGUGGUCGGGUCAUCGGCCAGCUUGGUGAUGUUCUGACUGACUAUUUUUUACUGUUGUUUUUCUUCUAAUGGUAUACAAAAAGUGAAAGAUGAAUCCUAUUGUUUUGCGCAAUUGAUGUUUCAUAGAGUCACAGAUUCUAAUGCUCUGUGGAUGCUGAUGUUUUGCGCAAUUGAUGUUUCUAAUGCUCUGUGGCUGCUGAUUUCUUUUGUGUGAUACCAUUUAUAUAUCAGAAA
Elaeis guineensis (African oil palm) is the source of this 1675-nucleotide messenger RNA. RefSeq names its product presenilin-like protein At1g08700. Gene Ontology annotation, molecular function: aspartic endopeptidase activity, intramembrane cleaving. Lineage: Eukaryota; Viridiplantae; Streptophyta; Magnoliopsida; Arecales; Arecaceae. Gene Ontology annotation, biological process: membrane protein ectodomain proteolysis; protein processing. The record is from RefSeq and is a predicted model, not a curated record. Gene Ontology annotation, cellular component: membrane; gamma-secretase complex.